Molecule: messenger RNA, 1437 nt
Organism: Diaporthe amygdali
Lineage: Eukaryota; Fungi; Ascomycota; Sordariomycetes; Diaporthales; Diaporthaceae
Product: Dimethyl-sulfide monooxygenase
Exons: 4
Coding region: 1-1437 (478 amino acids)
Molecular function (GO): monooxygenase activity; oxidoreductase activity, acting on paired donors, with incorporation or reduction of molecular oxygen
Source: RefSeq, a predicted model, not a curated record
AUGGCCACCCCAGACACACCAUCUCAGCCCGACAGGCGGCGCAUCUUCCUCAAUGCCUUUGACAUGUUCACCGUUGGCCAUAUGUCCUACGGGCAGUGGCGCAACCCGAAGGACAAGUCGGCUACGAAGCGCCGCGACCUGUCGUACUGGACCGACCUCGCCCGGCUGCUUGAGCGCGGCGACUUCAACGCCCUCUUCCUGGCCGACACGUACGGCUGGUUCGACGUCUUCCGGGGCGAUGCUGAGGCGUGCGUGCGCACGGGGACACAGUUCCCCAUGGGUGACCCUGCCGUCCCCGUGGCUGCUAUGGCGGCGGUCACGAAGAACCUGGGGUUUGCCAUCACGAGCUCGACUUCCUUUGACGCGCCUUAUGUGCUGGCCAAGCGCUUCUCGACGCUCGACCAUUUGACCCGGGGGCGGUUUGGGUGGAACGUCGUCACUUCCUGGAAGGCUUCUGGGUUCAAGGCUAUUGGUAUUGAACCAAUUCCUCAUGACAAGCGAUAUGAAAUUGCAGACGAGUAUCUUCGGGUGCUUUACAAGUUGUGGGAAGGGUCAUGGGCAAAUGAUGCCUUGGUCGAAGAUAGAGACAAAGAGAUCUAUGCAGACUACCAAAAAAUACGCACUAUACAUCACAAGGGUGAGCACUUCACUAUCGAGGCGCCGCAUAUCCUCGAUCCCAGCCCACAGCGAACACCCUUCAUCUUCCAGGCCGGUACUUCACCCGCUGGAAUUCAGUUCGGCGCAACGCAUGCAGAGGGUAUCUUCGUUGUCGGCCUGACGCCAGACAUCGUCGCUUCACGCGUUAAAGCCAUACGUGCCAAGGCGGCCGAGAUGGGUCGCGACCCAGGCUCCAUCAAGGUCUUCGCCUCGAUUACACCCGUCCUCGGUCGCACGCGCGAGGAGGCCGAGGCCAAGUACCAGGAGGCCCUUCGGUACACUAGCGAGGAGGGUGCGAUGGCAUAUUGGUGCGGGAACAGCGGCAUUGAUCUGAGUAAGUUCGACCCUGACAAGGUAAUCACGGAGCAGACUCCGGGAGAAGGCGACAAUGUGGCGGAUGUAAGAAUCCAGUCGCUGGUGGCCAACCUGGCUUACAGGGGCGAAGGGGUUCCUGAGUGGACGCCGCGGAAUAUUGCCAAGGCCGUUGCGCUAGGCGCGUCGGGUCCGGUGCCUGUGGGCACGGCGGAGGAUGUUGCCGACGAGAUGGAGAGGUGGAUUGAGGUCGCGGACGUUGAUGGCUUUAAUGUCGGACACAUCACCACGCCGGGGACAUGGGAAGACGUGGUCGAGCUGUUGGUGCCUGAGCUGAGGAGGAGGGGAAGAUAUGCACCUCAAGGCGAGUCGGGUACAAUGAGAGAAAGGAUUUAUGGUCCUGGCCAGUCGGCCUUGAGAAGUGAUCAUCCGGGGUCCAGAUAUAAAUAUGACGUGUACAGAGAGUAA